AUGGAGCGUUUUUUGGUUGGGUAUCAUGUUCCAGCGAGUAAAAAACCCAAAACGGCAAUUGAUGACAAAGAGAAACGGCGCCAAUACGACUCUGAGGUACGUGUGCGUGGCUUCCAAACUGAAUGGAAGGACAAGUACCCUUGGUUGUCAUUUUUCAUGAUGAAUGGAAAGGGGAAGAUGUUUUGCGACGUUUGCCGAAAAUUCAAAGCAACAGGCACGUAUGUGACAGGGUGUACCAAUUUUAAAUUGGAUAGCAUCAAAUCACACAGUAUCUCUGCGAGUCAUACCAGAAAUUUUGCAAGAUUUGAAGCAAUGCGUGCUCCUCCGGGACAUACUGUGGCCGAGAAAAGCUUGUUGUCGAUGAAUAAACAAGUAGUGAGCAAGCUAGUGAUUUUAUUCAAAACUGCUCACGGCCUUGCUAAACGCAGUAGACCGUACACCGAUUUCUCCUGGAUGUGCGACUUGGAUGAAGCAAAGGGACUUGUUAUUGGAGACACGUAUAGAAAUGACAAAAGGUGCAAAGAAUUUAUUGAAGCCAUUGCAAAUACUGAGAGAAUCAAUACAUCUUCAUUAAUAGAAAACACAAAAUUCCUAUCAAUUAUUUCCGAUGGUGCUACAGACUCCUCACAUAGAGAAGCUGAGAUUUGCUUUGUUAAAUCAUCUCAUUUGGGUGUUGUAUCAACAAAGUUUAUUGGUAUCGCAAAUAUUGCCAAAGCUGAUGCUAAUGGAAUAUCCCAGGCACUGACAAGACUACUAUGUAAUAUAGCUGGUGAUACAUGGAAGGAAAAGGUCAUAGGCAUGGGGACUGAUGGUGCCAGUGUCAUGUUGGGGAGAAAAGGUGGCGUAAUCAGGAAAAUUCAAGAUCAACUUGAGCGACCAUACAUCGUUGGAGUCCAUUGUUCUGCUCACCGUUUAGAACUUGCAUAUAAAGAUGCUUGUAAGGAGAUCAUUUUGUACAAAAAAGUUGACAAUUUGAUGAUGAAUCUCUACUAUUUUUAUAGAAAUAGCAGCCUUAAUAGAAGCAAUCUUAUAGUUUCUUUUGAAGUGUUGGGCAAAAAACCACUCAUGCCUACCCGAGUAUCUGGAACGCGAUGGGUUCCUCACACUAUGCGAGCAAUAUCGAACAUUGCUAAUGAAUACAGUGCUAUUGUCACUCAUCUUCAACAGAUCCAGAAUCCUCAUGAUCCUGCUUCGAGAAAAGACUCGGCUGCCAAAGCAAAGAAUUUCCUCAUGAUGUUAACAAGCAAGAAUGCUCUAUAUUUUAUUUACUUCUUAUGGGAUAUAACAAUAUGUCUUUCAAGACUCUCCCUGGUGUUUCAAGAUAGGAAGACUACUGUAGGUGUGAUUCACAGUGAGCUCAGUGCUGCUAGGGAUAUACUGCAAUCUUACAAGGAAAGUGAUGGUCCUAAGCUUAGAGAGGUAUUAGGCAGGGAUACUUUUAAUAACCAAAAGCUGUCAGGGAAUGCACAGAGCUUUACUAGUGCCAGGAAUAAGUUAAUUGAUAAAUUGAUAGCCAGUUUAUCCAAACGAUUUGAAGUAGAUGAAGCCAUUAUUAAAGCAACAGCUAUUGCUGACCUGAAAGUAUGGCCUGCAUCAGUCCAAGAUGAACCAGACUUUGGUGCAACAUCCAUAGAAGUUCUGAGUCAGCAGUUUGGUCCUGCAUUACUACAGCAUGCUAAUGGUCUUACAAGUACCGAUGAUUUACAACCUGAGUGGAUCAGAUUUAAACACCUCUUGUAUGCCAGAUUUGUUGAUUUAUCUGAAGUGACAUGGGCCCAGGUGAACUCAGCUCUUGUUGAUAAAUGUCCAAAUAUAUUAGCUUUAAUUGACUUGGUUUUGUCAAUGCCUGCCAGUUCCUUUGAAGCUGAGAGGGGAUUCUCCUUGAUGAAGAUCAUCAAGACAGACUGGAGGAGUCGCUUGAAGGACUCCACUCUGUCUGACCUCAUGAUGGUUAAAUUAGAAAGCCCAGAAAUAGGAAAAUUUUCUCCAAAUGCUGCCAUCAAUUUAUGGUUUAAUAAAAACAGAAGACCAUUUUUCAAUGAUAAAAAAAUGGGCAAUUCUGCUGUUGAAAUUGAUACUGAGGAUGAUGUUAUGACAGAAGAAACAGGUGUUAAAUUUCCCAUCUCUUCUGCGAAAAUAAAUGAAGAUGAUGAUGAUUAUUUGUAUGAUUCAGGGGCAGAGGAUGAUUUCUAUUCUGAUGAAGAUGAAACUUUAGAAAACAGACGAAAUCAUGAAGUGAAUGCAUAUCACAAUUUGCUAGAGUCAAUCUCAGAUGUUAUGUAA
Molecule: messenger RNA, 2283 nt
Organism: Saccoglossus kowalevskii
Lineage: Eukaryota; Metazoa; Hemichordata; Enteropneusta; Harrimaniidae
Product: zinc finger protein 862-like
Molecular function (GO): protein dimerization activity
Source: RefSeq, a predicted model, not a curated record